Molecule: messenger RNA, 2634 nt
Organism: Nematostella vectensis (starlet sea anemone)
Lineage: Eukaryota; Metazoa; Cnidaria; Anthozoa; Actiniaria; Edwardsiidae
Exons: 7
Coding region: 387-1739 (450 amino acids)
Source: RefSeq, a predicted model, not a curated record
GGCAUGCGAGUAAACAUUUUGUCGUGUUUUGCUGCGCAUAUUUCUAAACAUCUCCUCAUAUCCGCCAACAUUUAAGUAUUGUAACAUAUUAUAACCAUUUCUAAUGUCAAGUAUUUGGCCAAGAGAGAGAAUCGUGGCGAUCGGUUCAGUGAGAUAGACGAUUUCACACUGCAACCAUUCUUCCACGCGCCAUUUCAAUACCAAGACACAAAAAAAGAGGUCUAGGCCAUGGUCUCGAUGUUGAAAUUGUCAGUUUAGAGUGCGCACCUUAAAGCAAAGAAGCAGAAACGAUAAGAUUAAUGCGACAAUACCUGGGUUGUUUGAAGAGGCAACAAGCAAUGCGUGGAUAUUGGAUGUGCAAAUGAGCAUUUACUGUCAAGCAAGCCAUGGGGCAUAUUCUGACAUUUUCCUCAGGACUCCUUUUACUGGUCUGUAUUCUAAAGAGUUGUUAUGCAGUUGAUUGUGGGUCUCACUUGACAGCAAAUACAGGCUUUUUCAUGUCACCUAAUCACCCUAAACCAUACCCUCCAGACAAGAACUGUGUAUGGACUAUCACUGUGCAGGGGAGUGCACCGCAAAUACAACUCAAAUUCAGUUCCUUUGACCUACCACCACCAACCAACAAAGUAUGCCUAGACUAUGUUGCUAUCUACUAUGGAAUGUUGCCAAAGAUAGAAAAUCAAAUUGCUAAGUUUUGUGGUUCAGUGAUUCCCUCAGACAUUCUUGUGAAGAAAAAGUCUUUACGUGUCGAGUUCUACUCUAAUGGUGAUGACAAAACUGCAUCAGGAUUCAAAGCAUCCUUUUUUGCAAACUCUAACUCAGCCAUCACAACUUCCCAGACAACAGCUGGAAUAGUUGCUGCUAUAUUUUGUGGCAUUGUAUUUCUUGGGGUUGGAACAAUGCGAUGUAUAAUGAUGGGAAUGUGUCACCGAUGCCAAACAGAGACAGGUGUGCGAGAAUGUGUAGGGACAGAUGAAGACCCGGUAGAUUUUAAUAUGGAUAACCCACCAGAUUAUGUCACAGUAAUGGCCCGUCCAGAUCUCUACCCUACGCCCUCAGCUUCCCUCACUGGGACCCCUGUGUCGACUCCUGGGACAUCACGUGGUUUGGUCGUUCGUGACGUCAUAAAUAGGUUAUCAACACACAGCAACACUGGUGACGAGGAUGAAGACGAAGGUCCCCCACCCUACCCCGGGAUAGUAAUUAACCAACCAGAAUUAGAGUCUUACUCUGUUCCCGUUCAGAUUAAUCGAGUUAGCGAAACGACGUCUCGUGAUCGUGGGCAACAUUUUGGCCAGCACGGGUUUGGAGAUGAGAAUGUGCAGAGUCAGGAAACCGAGGAGAAUGAUGAGAUACCCGGGUACACCUCCGAAAGGCCUUACGCCAGACAUGGCAACGCUGGGACUUCCUCUGACCAUGCGAGUGCUGACUCAGCAAACGAUGAUUGUGAGAUCAACUGCGUCUCUGGUGAGGCGGUGCGUUUAGAGGUAGAUCCACCAAGCGGGGUCGAGUCGGAUAGGAUGUCUGGUGAUACAGCCCGUCGGAAUUAUACUAGCGCAGAUGGCGAUGGUGUUAGCAGUAGCGGUGAACCAAUGACACUGUUAGAAGAAACUGUUCCCACAUGGAUCAGGCGAGAGGAAACGGGUCAAGUGUGUAGUCAAGUUACGUGUGAACCUAGCAUAGUCUCCAUAAGAAAUGAAAGGGAGACUGAUGGCAAUGUAUUGAGCGUGUGGCUCUAACCUUGAAGCCUCUAUCGCUUAAAUUUUUUUUCGCACUUUAUUUGCUACAGAAACCCCGUUUUGUGAGCCAAAAUGCUGCAGUACAGGCUGUAGUAAGAUAUUGCAAACAAGGCACCUACUCAAUGAGCCUCACAUUGAUUCACAGGCCUUAGAGUACUUUGAAUAUGAUGCUUAUUCCAUGUGAACCUGACAUAGAUGCUCAGGUCUAUAGAGUACUGCGAGAGAGAUACAUGUUCCGUGGGAACCUGAUGUAGUUGUACAGGCCUAUAGAGUACUUUGAAUAAGAUGCUAAUUCCAUGUGAACCUGACAUAGAUGCUCAGGUCUAUAGAGUACUGCGAGAGAGAUACCUGUUCCGUGGGAACCUGGCAUAGAUGUACAGGCCUAUAGAGUACUUUGAAUAAGAUGCUUAUUCCAUGUGAACCUGACAUAAAUGUUCAGGUCUAUAGAGUACUGCGAGAGAGAUACCUGUUCUGUCGGAACCUGAUAUAGUUACACAGGUAUGUUCAAUGCGAGACAGAUGCAUGUUACAGAUACGCCGUGUGAACCGGACAUAGAUUCACGGGUUUAUAGAGUCGUUAGCAAGAAAAUAAUGAUUGUCUAGGUUUUUUAAAAAAAACAGUUACGUAGAACAUAUUUUAAAAAGAUGUUGUUCAGAAAAGAAACCAUGCUUGCCGAUCCAGCGCGAUAAUCACUGGAUCUUCGAACAUGAACUGUUCACUUAUAUAUCAUCUCUAAAUUAAGAUACAAGUUAAGACAGUAGAAAAAAGGUUUCUCUAAGAAACAACGUAGAAAGUAUAUAAGUAAUUGAAAUAGCGAAAUAGAAUAUCAUGCUGUUGACUAGGUAUGUAUAUUUUAUAUUUCCUCAGUAUAGAGAAUAUAAACUAUAUAUGGUUA